Molecule: messenger RNA, 4171 nt
Organism: Acipenser ruthenus (sterlet)
Lineage: Eukaryota; Metazoa; Chordata; Actinopteri; Acipenseriformes; Acipenseridae
Product: zinc finger protein 345-like
Exons: 2
Coding region: 116-2104 (662 amino acids)
Biological process (GO): regulation of transcription by RNA polymerase II
Molecular function (GO): DNA-binding transcription factor activity, RNA polymerase II-specific; RNA polymerase II cis-regulatory region sequence-specific DNA binding
Source: RefSeq, a predicted model, not a curated record
GGUCUCUCAGAAUAUUUUUUCACCUGAAGGAGAGAGGAGGAGGCCGGCGCAGCUGAAUUAACGAGAAUUUGUUCAGAAGACAAAACUGGAUUAUCCUUGUGAAAGAGAAGAUUCAAUGAUGGAGCCUGUCCAUAUUAAAGAGGAGAGUCCUGAACUAGAAUCAGUCCAUAUUAAAGAGGAGAGUCCUGUACUAGAAUCACUCCAUAUUAAAGAGGAGUGUCCUGUACUAGAAUCACUCCAUAUUAAAGAGGAGAGUCCUGUACUAGAAUCACUCCAUAUUAAAGAGGAGAGUCCUGAACUAGAAUCAGUCCAUAUUAAGCAGGAGAGUCCUGUACUAGAAUCAGUCCAUAUUAAACAGGAGAGUCCUGUACUAGAAUCAGUCCAUGUUAAAGAGGAGAGUCCUGUACUAGAAUCAGUCCAUAUUAAACAGGAGAGUCCUGUACUAGAAUCAGUCCAUAUUAAACAGGAGAGUCCUGCACUAGAAUCAGUCCAUAUUAAAGAGGAGAGUCUUGACCUAGAAUCAGUCCAUAUUAAAGAGGAGAGUCCUGUACUAGAAUCAGUCCAUAUUAAAGAGGAGAGUCCUGUACUAGAAUCAGUCCAUAUUAAAGAGGAGAGUCCUGAACUAGAAUCAGUCCAUAUUAAAAGGGUUAUUCUCAAUUCUAAACCCUUAAGCAGCUUGCAGGACUCUCUUACCUGUGGUGACUGUGGGAAGAGGUUCAGUCUGUCAUACUCUUUGAAAAGACACCAGAAAAUCCACACAGGAGGGAAGCCACAUCACUGUAAUGACUGUGGGAAGAGUUUCAGACUGUCAAGGAGAUUUCAAAUACACCAGCGAAUCCACACUGGAGAGAAACCAUAUACCUGUGCUGACUGUGGGAAGAGUUUCGUACAGUCACAAAGCCUGAAACGUCACCAACAAAUCCACACUGGAGAGAAACCACAUGUCUUUGCUGACUGUGGGAAGAGUUUCAUAGACUCACAAAGCCUGAAACUUCACCAACAAAUCCACAGUGGCGAUAAACCACUUGUCUGUGCUGACUGUGGGAAGAGUUUCAAAUACUCACAAAGCCUGAAACUUCACCAACAAAUCCACACUGGAGAAAAACCACAUGUCUGUGCUGACUGUGGGAAGAGUUUCAAUCAGUCAGGCUAUUUGACAAAACACCGGCGAAUUCAUAUUUUAGUGAAACCAUAUGUCUGUGCUAACUGUGGGAAGAGUUUCAGUCAUUCAAGCACAUUGAAAAGACACCAGCAAAUCCACACUGGAGAGAAUCAAUAUGUCUGUGCUGACUGUGGGAAGAGUUUCAGUGAGUCAAGCACAUUGCAAAGACACCAACGAAUCCACACAGGAGACAAACCAUAUGUUUGUACUGACUGUGGGAAGAGUUUCAAUCAGUCAGGCUAUUUGACAAGACACCGGCGAACCCACAAAGGAGAGAAACCAUAUGUCUGUGCUGAGUGUGGUAAAAGUUUCACUCAGUUACACACCCUGAAACUUCACCAGCGAAUCCACACAGGAGAGAAACCAGAUGUCUGUGCUGAGUGUGGUAAAAGUUUCAAUAAGUUAAGCAUUUUGAAAAGACACCAGCGAACCCACACAAGAGAGAAACCAUAUGUCUGUGCUGACUGUGGGAAGAGUUACAGAGAUUUACAAAACCUGAAACUUCACCAGAGAAUUCACACAGGAGAAAAACUGCAUCCAUGUAGUAGAUGUGGGAAGAGUUUCAGUCAGUUAGCAUAUCUUAAAACCCACCAGUUAAUUCACACAGGAGAGAAGCCACAUCGCUGUAAUGACUGUGGGAAGAGUUUCAGACACUCAGGCAACUUAAAAAUGCACCAACGAAUCCACACUGGAGAGAAACAACAUGUCUGUGCUGAUUGUGGGAAGAGUUUCAGGAUGUUACAAACCUUGAAACUUCACCGGCGAAUCCACACAGGAGAGAAACCACAUCACUGUAAUGACUGUGGAAAGAGUUUCAGAUGGAUGUACAGCUUGACAAUGCACCAGCUAUUCCACACAGGAGAGAAUCCUUAUCACUGCUCUCACUGUGGGAAGUCUUUUAAUGCUUCCAGUUCUCUUAAAAGACACAAAUGCAAGUUGUGAAAGUUUAGGCAGAAUGUGAGUGUGUGUUCAUUCAUCCACACUCAGAAAUUCCAGUCUUUUUCAACAGCAGCUUAAUAUAAAAACUGUGAGAACUCUGGUGAAUGUCUACAGAUGUUACAGAUCCCUCAAUAUUAAACACUGCUCUGAAGCCUUUAAUAAAGUACAUUCUUAGUAUGGUGAAUGUUUGCAGAUGAUACAGAUUUAUUGAUAUUAAACAGUUAUCUGAAGCCGUUACAUUAUAAAGUUCAUUCCUAGUUUGCAAUCCGUCGAAUAUACAGACGCCUCGGGGCGUUGUGUGAUACGAGGUGAAGCCGAGUGCCUCCAACCCCUGAGAAGUCUGUAUAUUCAACGUAUAUGGUGUGGGAGAAAUUCAUAGUUGUAAUUGAGUGGUCUUUGUAAAAAUGACAUUUCAAAUCUGAAACUUUGAGGCUUAAGAUGCUGUGAUGUUAAUUAAGUGUGUCUUCCCCCAACCUUCUCCCAUAACAUUCGAGAUCUGCUUCAAAGGACUGGAUAUUAGUAACAGAGGGUCGUAAAGAUUUAAAUUAGAUUCAGUUUAGAUUACCUGCCAGUCUGGUCUAAACAAACAGAACUGAUUCUUAUCUGUUAAUUAAGAAAGUCUGUCUGAAGGCCAGGAUACAACUUUCUUCGUAUGAAGGGUUAAGAAGUGGGACACCUGGUGGAUACGAGGUGCCAUGACUUUGCAUAUUAUAUGAAUUGUUACCGUGAAACAUGGAAUGUUUAAGUGAAUAGAAAUUCCUAAUCUCUUUAUUCUAAAAGUUAAUUGAUAAACAGACCUUCACGAGGGUGUAAUAUUAACUUGUGUAACAAUCUCAGGGUUUUAGAUUUACUGAAACUAUCAGAUUGAAACGUAACAAAUAAGUAAUAACAUACCUGAUUUAAAUGGGUUUUAGAAUCAUUUUAAUAACAAAUGUUGUGGUUUCCCAAUAUAUUGAAAUGUUUAUUGUGUUUUAAUGAAGUUUAAAUUGAAAGUAAUUCUUACAGUAUUUUACUUUAAUUAUUGUAUAACAUGUUUAACAUUUUUAUCCUUAUAUGAUCAAUUUAACUAGCUGUCACAAAAUGAAGUUUUGUUCUAUACUUGUUUCGAAUCUUGUUAUCUCUCUCUCUCUCUCUCUCUCUGUCUCUCUCUCUCUCUCUCUCUCUCUCUCUCUCCAUGGAGGAGGGUCGCUCCCUGUGUUAAUGACGCACAUUGCUUGUGUAAAAGGAAGCGUCAUUCAAACUGUAAGCCAAUGAAAGGACUGAUUUCGGUCAGGGAUUAGCUUCCUGUUUUACCCGGAAGUGAUUGGAUCUCCAAAGUAAACUCCUCUUUGGGCUCUAUAUUUAAAUCAAAACAUGCAUGAACUCGUUCUCUUGGAUUCAGACUCAUCUCGCCAUGAAGUAACCAUUGAGCCUUCGCUUGCAAUGGGGACCCAUUCAAGCAUCGUACGUAUCUUCAUCCUGAAGAAGACUCCUCACCGCUACACCCUUUGUUUUUCAGCAAGAACCACAUCUCCAGAAUAAGUACUACAUUUGAAAGACAUUAAGAUUCAGUAAAAUACUAUGUGUAGAAAAACCUACAUGCAAACCACAAGUAAAAACAUUGAAUACAGAAUAACACUUUGUGAGAUUAAAAACACAAGCGAUUCUACUCUGAACAACUGAAAGAAGAAAAGACUUUAACUGAGCUGGUGCUAUUGUGUGCAUUUGAAAACAAUGUGAACGUCUGAACCGUUUAAACAUUGAUUGAGUUUAUCUACAAGUUCUGAAGUAACUCUAGAUUUCAACUUAAUACUAAAUGCAAUUGAAGCUGCUUCCCAACUGAACUUGUUGAAACAAAAAUGGCGUCUUCAUUCGAACCCACACAACAGAUGCUGCUUCACCCCGUCACUGUGUGUAAUGUGCGUGAAUCCUGCGUGUGCGUGUACGGAAACACACGGAGGACAGCGUGCUCAUGAAAAUAUGUGUUUCCAUGUUUUAUUCCUGCUUGUGUACUUAUAAUUCUGGUACCAUGAUAUAUAACGUCUAUAUCCUUCUUACUUUUGCGAGCCUUAAUAAAUGUAAUCAUUUUCA